AUGAUCUCCCCAUUUUGUGCCAUGGUUUCCGUCUGUUUCCUUCUUGCUAUUUUGCCUCUUUCCCUGGCCGCCUCAAAUCAAUUGGGAUGCAGUCUUAACUUUGGCGAUGAUUUCCGCUACACUGUUGUCAACAAUUUGAACAUCUAUCGGCAAAUUGUGGCCAAUGGAACGGCUCCGAAUAAAUGUGGAAGCCUGCCUGCCGCUAAGAAUAUGUACAAGCUUUUCUACAAUUGCGAUCUCGAGUCUAAAGCCUAUGCGUACACGUCAAGCUGUGGGUCGUCGUCAGUUCCAUCGAACUCCAUGAACUACAAGACAAUGUCCUCAGCUCCAUGGACAGGAACAGCCGCCUCGAAUAUUCUCACCAUUUUCCAGACUCAUCUCAACGCAAUUGUCACGAAUGGAGCCCCGGCAAAUGUCGCCUUCAGCGGUAACUCGGCUCUCAGCGGAUGGAAUAGCUAUAUAACGGGCACAAAAACGGCUGUCGGAUGUGCUGUCAACCAAUCGUGCACAUAUUCAAAUCCAUCUUUCCCCUACAUGAUGGUGGCCGCCUGUGUUUUCGAUACACCAGCCGCCAGCACGGGUAAUCCAUCCUAUGAAGUGGGCACAAAAUGCGCGGCUGAUUCGGAUUGUACAACCUACUUGGGAAGCACUUGUGACACGACGACCGGUCUCUGUCAAUAUCAAUUCGUCGACAGUGGCACAAAUACGUCGUGCCCCGGAUCGACGGCCGGAUGGACGGAUGCACUGAGAAAUCUGAUGCGGACAGCCAAUCUCAACGACCACUCGAAUGUGUCUAACCCCGAAAGUGCUACGCAUGCUGCUGCCGCCGCCAACACCGCCCAACAAACCGCCGGCAAACCCGGGAAA
Mesorhabditis belari is the source of this 867-nucleotide messenger RNA. NCBI's taxonomy places the organism in Eukaryota, Metazoa, Nematoda, Chromadorea, Rhabditida, Rhabditidae. The record is from the annotation of a GenBank genome assembly.